Messenger RNA from Gymnogyps californianus (California condor), 918 nucleotides. RefSeq names its product lactase like (gene LCTL). The record is from RefSeq and is a predicted model, not a curated record. Lineage: Eukaryota; Metazoa; Chordata; Aves; Accipitriformes; Cathartidae. Gene Ontology annotation, biological process: carbohydrate metabolic process. Bases 1 to 918 code for a protein of 305 amino acids. Gene Ontology annotation, molecular function: beta-glucosidase activity. The transcript has 7 exons.
AUGAUAAAUUACUUUAAUGAUUAUGCAAAUCUGUGUUUUGAGAAGUUUGGCGAUCGUGUGAAACAUUGGAUUACUUUUAGUAAUCCUUGGGCAGUUGCUGAAAAGGGUUAUGAAACAGGAGAACAUGCACCAGGACUGAAGCUCGGUGGAUGCGGAGCAUACAAAGCAGCACACCAUAUAAUUAAAACUCAUGCGAAGGUAUGGCACUCUUACAAUAACACAUGGCGUAGUGAGCAGCAAGGUAUGGUUGGAAUCUCCCUAACUAGUGGCUGGGGUGAACCUGUUGAUCCACAUAGCCAAACAGAUAGAGAUGCUGCCGAAAGAUAUAUACAGUUUCAUUUAGGAUGGUUUGCAAAUCCAAUUUACAGAGGAGACUAUCCAGAAGUUAUGAAGAAUUAUGUAGGUAGGAAGAGUGCCCAGCAGGGCCUGGGGACAUCAAGAUUACCAACUUUCUCAGUGCAAGAGAAAACCUAUAUUAAAGGCACAUCGGAUUUCCUGGGAAUAGGUCAUUUUACUACUCGUUAUGUUCUACAGAAGAGCUUUCCCUUUCUACAAGUGUCCAGUUACCACACUGACCGCGAUUUGGCUGAACUGGUGGACCCAAAAUGGCCAGCUCCCGGACCUAAAUGGUUAUAUUCUGUGCCUUGGGGAUUCAGAAGAUUACUCAACUUCAUUAAGACACAGUAUGGGAACCCUCUCAUUUAUGUGACAGAGAAUGGAGUUUCUGAAAAGGUACAGUGUACUCAGCUGUGUGAUGAAUGGCGGAUAGAGUAUCUGAAAGGAUAUAUUAAUGAAAUACUGAAAGAUUCCCUGAUUACUCACAUGGAGAUGGUGACAGAGAUUGUUCUUCCUACAGUUUUCACGCUCUGCAUACUCAUCAGUAUUGUCCUAAUAGUCUACCUUCGAAAUCAUAGUUGA